AUGGAUUCAACUCGCAAAAACACCAUUGAAGACCAGCCUAAGACGCCUUGCAAGGACCGAAUUUUCCAGCUGGUCGAUAUGGCAGGGGAUCGCGAACUGACGGAAAAGAAAAGAAGCAGAAACCUGGCCACGGCGGUGCGUGAACAGACGUUUGCAGGGCUGCUUGAAUUCACGCGCAAGCUCGCAGUCAUCAAACUCACAUUCCUGACGUUGGGGGGCAACAUGGAAGAGUACAAAGCGCGCGCUGGCAAAAUCGGGACCGAGGAAGAGCAGGCACACCUUGCUCACUUGUGGCAGCUUUACGUGGAGCUCGAAGAGUCUCUGCCCACAAAACAGGAACAACACGAACGUGCUGUGGAACAGGAGAAUUGGGCACAAAGGGAAGUAGAAUACCACGAACGCCUGUCAACCUGGAGGGAUACAAGAAUGCAUGCGUUGUUUGCGGACAUAGACUCUCGUCUCGACGACAUCGUAGUCUACCUGACAUGUAAAGAGGAGGAAACGUCGAGUGAGAUCCCUGAAGGAAAGGCAGAGACGAAGGAUGACACCUCUCAAGGAAAGACAGAGGCCGAAGAUGACACGCCUGAAGAGAAGGCAGAGACGCAGGAUGACACCCCUCAUGGAGAUACGGAGGCCGAAGACGACACGCCCCUAGACAAGGCAGAGACAGAGGAUGACAUUCGUGUAAAAGCAUUAUUUGCAGAGCAUGAUAGGGUCCAGGCCCAGAUCAAAAGCCUGGGCACAUACCCCGAGUUCAAGGCUCAGAAUGAUGCAUUCUUCAAGAGUCAUGAUGAGGGCAAGGCUCAGAGACUUGGUGAUGCUCUGAAGGAGGUUCAAGAGACGAGCUGA
Letharia columbiana is the source of this 849-nucleotide messenger RNA. RefSeq lists its product as uncharacterized. The transcript is spliced from 2 exons. Bases 1 to 849 code for a protein of 282 amino acids. NCBI's taxonomy places the organism in Eukaryota, Fungi, Ascomycota, Lecanoromycetes, Lecanorales, Parmeliaceae. The record is from RefSeq and is a predicted model, not a curated record.